Messenger RNA from Sorghum bicolor (sorghum), 2088 nucleotides. Its product is annotated as indole-2-monooxygenase. Bases 97 to 1764 code for a protein of 555 amino acids. Lineage: Eukaryota; Viridiplantae; Streptophyta; Magnoliopsida; Poales; Poaceae. The transcript has 2 exons. The record is from RefSeq and is a predicted model, not a curated record. Gene Ontology annotation, molecular function: heme binding; iron ion binding; oxidoreductase activity, acting on paired donors, with incorporation or reduction of molecular oxygen.
GAGUAACCAAAUAUAAGUGCCGAACUUUAUCGUUCGGUUCGGUCUCUAAUCCACCGAACUCCACAAACCGAGAGUACGCAUCAUCGUCCCAUUGCCAUGGCAAACCUUCUGCUUCAGUUCAUGCGCGAGCUGAUGGCUCCACGAGCAUGGUUCCUGCUGCUGCCCCCUCUCUUCCUCCUGCUUGUACGCUACUCGGUGAGUAGGAAGCAGCAGAGAGCGAGGAAGAGGCAGCAGCUAGACGACGAAGACGAAGACGACGACGACCAUCAUCUACCUCUGCCGCCUUCGCCUCCGGCGCUGCCCCUCUUCGGGCACCUCCACCUCAUCGGCUCGCUGCCUCACGUCUCCCUCCGGAGCCUCGCCACGAAGCACGGCCCCGACCUCAUGCUGCUCCGCCUCGGCGCCAUGCCGGUGCUCGUCGUGUCGUCGCCCCGCGCCGCCGAGGCCGUGCUGCGCACGCACGACCACGUGUUCGCGUCCCGGCCGCACUCCCUGGUCACCGAGGUCGUCCUGUACGGGCCGUCCGACAUCGGCUUCGCGCCGUACGGGGACCACUGGCGGAAGGCCAGGAAGCUCGUCACCACCCACCUGCUCACCGUCAGAAGGGUGCAGUCGUUCCGCCACGCCCGCGAGGAAGAGGUGAGCACGGUGAUGGCUGAGAUCGCCGAGGCGGCCGCUGCUGCCGGCGGCGGCGCGGCGCCGCCGGUGGUAGACGUGGGCGAGCUGCUGGGCUCGUUCACGAAUGACCUGGCGUGCCGCGCCGUCAUGGGCAAGUCGUCCGGCCGGAUCCGGAGCAAGCUGCUGCGGCAGCUCAUCGUCGACACGUCGCCCCUCUUGGGAGGCUUCAACGUCGAGGAGUUCUUCCCGUUCCUGGCUCGCUUCGGCGUUCUCAGCAAGGUGGUCCGCGCCAAGUCGGAGAGACUGAGGAAGAGGUGGGACGAGCUCCUGGACGGGCUGAUCGACGACCGUGAGAGCAUGUACGAGCCGAUGGCGGCGGCGGCGCCGGUGAGUGAGAGUGAGCUCAAGGACGAGGACCAGGACUUCAUACAUAUCUUGCUCUCUGUUCGAGACGAGUACGGCCUCAGCAGAGAGUCCAUGAAAGCUAUCCUGCUUGACGUAUUUUUCGGCGGAAUAGACACAGCAGCUUCGCUACUCGAAUACACCAUGAUUGAGCUCAUUCAGAGGCCACACGUGAUGAAGAAACUACAAGCCGAGGUGAGGAGGAGCAGCCUGCCCCAUCAGCACCAGCAGCAGGGACAAGAAGACAUCCUCAGAGAGGCCGACCUGACCAACAUGGCCUACCUGAGAGCUGUGAUAAAGGAGUCGCUCCGGCUACGCGCCGUGGCGCCGCUGCUGGCGCCGCACCUCUCCAUGGCCCGCUGCACCAUCGACGGGCUCGCCGCGGUCCCGGCCGGCGUGCGCGUGCUCAUCAACGCCUGGGCCAUCGCCAGGGACGCGCGCUUCUGGGGGCAGGACGCGGAGGAGUUCGUCCCGGAGCGGUUCCUCGACGGCGGCAGCGCGGCGGACGUGGGCUUCAGGGGCACCGACUUCCAGUUCCUGCCGUUCAGCGCCGGGCGCAGGCAGUGCCCCGGGAUCAACUUCGCCAUGGCCGCCGUCGAGGUGAUGCUGGCGAACCUCGUGCGCCGCUUCGACUGGGAGAUGCCGGCGGGCAAGGCGGCGCGCGACAUCGACAUGUCCGAGGUGUUCGGGCUGGUGCUGCACCGGAAGGAGAAGCUCCUCCUAGUCCCGAAACUGUGCGCGUAGGAUAGGAGGCGUACGUAGCUCCGUACUGCGUUGGUAGUGAUACUGAUACGACAGGAAAUAAACACAUGGGUGGAGUAUAGCAUUUCUGAAUUCCAUAUAUGGUGUUUUAAUUUGUGCCCCAUGGCCACACACGCAUACAACAGUAUAUAUAGUUUACAUAUUUCCAUAUAUAGACUGUGUGCUUGAAUACGUGUGCCGAACACCUUUUUAGAUACUGUGUGUGAUGGUGUGCAUAAUUUGAUUAGACGAUUAGUACACCCAUGUCGCCGUCUGUAAGAACAAGUCUUAUAAAUUACUACUGUAUGAAUGCCUAGAUUUUUCUCA